CUGGGCGUGGGUGAGGAGGAAGAGGAGGAUGAUGCUGUUGAAGGUCAUUGCACUGUGCUUCCUGUAUGGAGCAGCAGUCUAUGGCCAGGACUGCAACAAAAAGCCAGAAUGCCCGAUUGAUCUGUACUUCCUCAUCGAUACAUCGGAGACGAUCGCUCUUCAGGAGAAUCCUCCGGGCAGUUUGGUGGAGAGCAUCAAGGACUUCACCGUUGCCUUCGCUCAGAAGCUGGAGGACAUGGACUACAGAGGCCUGGUGCAGAUCAGCUGGUCUGUGGGCGGCCUCCACUUCUCCAUGAGGCAGGAGAUCAUCAGCGGCAUCACCAACAAGAAUGAUUUCAUCCAGAGGGUGAAGGCCAUCCGGUACCUCGGCAAGGGCACCUUCACCGACUGCGCCAUCACCAACAUGACCAGAGAGAUGCAGCGCGCGCCGUCCAAACCCAACGCCAAGCGCUUCGCCGUGGUGAUCACAGACGGCCAUGUAACCGGAAACCCCUGCGGCGGGGUGAAGGUGGCGGCAGAGCGAGCGAGGGAUGAGUUUAUUAAGAUAUUCGUCGUAGCCGCGUCCAAGAACCUGGAGGAGACGGCGCUGAGGGAGAUCGCCAACUCUCCAGUCGGGGUUUACAGAAGUAACUACAUGGCCGUGGAUCUGACAGGAGCUCGACCCGUCAUUUUAACCAAGACCAUUGACCGUAUCUAUGAGGCUAUGCUGCAUCAAGCUUAUCAAGAGUGCUAUAGCCUCAGAUGCUUGGAGACAGCUGGACCUCCUGGUCCACAGGGACACAGGGGACAGAAAGGUGCAAAAGGAGACAACGGUGAAGCUGGUCUGAAAGGUGAAAAAGGUCGUGCUGGUGACCCCGGUAUUGAAGGUCCUAUUGGUCAUCCUGGUCCAAAAGGAGAACCUGGUCUCAAAGGUGAAAAGGGAGAGCUUGGAACACAAGGAAGGAAGGGAGUGGCAGGGCUGUCGGGACGCAACGGAACCGAUGGUCAGAAGGGUAAAAUUGGACGCAUCGGUGCUCCUGGCUGCAAAGGUGAUGAAGGUGAUAAGGGUCCUGACGGAUAUCCUGGAGAAGUAGGAGAGAGCGGCCUGCGUGGAGCUCCAGGAGAGAAGGGAGAUUCAGGUCGUCCUGGAAGACCAGGACCUACUGGCCCAUCUGGCGACGGGGGUCCAAAGGGUGAAAGAGGAAGUCCAGGAACGCCGGGUCUCCCAGGUCAGAAGGGUUCUGCAGGAACACCAGGAGGACCUGGGCCAAAAGGUGACCCUGGGAGAAGAGGAGAUUUCGGACCAAAGGGAGGGGAGGGACCAGCCGGGUCAAAAGGAGAGAAUGGUGAAGCAGGUACUGAAGGUUUGAGAGGCCUCGCAGGGGAAGUUGGAAACAAAGGAACCAAGGGAGAUCCAGGACUUCCAGGACCACGAGGCCCCGCAGGAUCCCCCGGAGAGCCUGGAAGAAAUGGUAGCCGCGGUGACUCCGGUGAUGCCGGACCGAGAGGAGAGCCAGGACCCCCAGGACCAAUCGGCGACUCUGGCAGACCAGGAUUCAGCUACCCAGGACCAAGAGGACCCACGGGUGACCGAGGAGAGAAAGGCAGACCUGGAGCCAGAGGCAGCAGGGGAGACUGUGGACAGAAGGGAGAACCUGGACUAAAAGGACCUAAUGGAGAACCUGGAGACCCUGGACCUCAGGGUGAACCUGGACCAAGAGGGCCCAAAGGAGAUUCAGGAAGAGAUGGUGAUCCUGGUCCGGAGGGAGACGCAGGCCUUACAGAAUGUGAUGUCAUGAACUACAUCAGGGAGACCUGUGGGUGCUGUGACUGUGAGAAGAGGUGUGGAGCCCUGGAUAUUGUAUUUGUGAUUGACAGCUCAGAAAGUGUGGGAUUAACCAACUUUACCCUGGAGAAGAACUUCGUCAUCAACACCAUCAACAGACUGGGCUCAAUCGCUAAAGACCCCAACUCAGAGACCGGAACCCGUGUUGGCGUGGUCCAGUACAGUCACAGUGGCACUUUCCAGGCCAUCAGCCUAAACGACACCAAGAUCGAUUCCCUGUCAGCUUUUAAAGACGCUGUGAAGAAGCUGGAGUGGAUCGCUGGAGGCACAUGGACUCCAUCCGCUCUGAAAUUCGCCUACGACAACAUGAUCCGCGACAGUCGCCGCAGCAAGGCUAAAGUAACCGUGGUGGUCAUCACCGACGGUCGCUUCGACCCGCGAGACGACGACUCCCUGCUCACCUACCUCUGCACUGAUAACAGCAUAGACGUGAACGCCAUCGGGAUCGGAGACAUGUUCGACCAGGUGGAGGAGAACGAGAGUCUGAAGUCCAUCGCCUGCCAGAAGGAGGGAGGAGUGCUGGGCAUGAGGCGCUUCGCCGACCUGGUGGCAGAGGAAUUCAUAGAUCGAAUUGAGACGGUGCUGUGCCCAGAUCCUGUGGUCAUCUGCCCCGAUCUCCCAUGCAAAACUGAGCCGGCAGUGGCCAGUUGUGUGCAGCGUCCGGUGGAUCUGGUGUUCCUGCUGGACGGGUCGGAGCGGAUGGGCGUGGAGAACUUCAGGAGAGCUCGUGAGUUUGUGGAGCAGGUGGCUGAUCAGUUGAUGUUGGCUCGGAGGGAUAACGACGAGAGGAACACCCGCGUGGCUCUGCUGCAGUACGGAGACGAGGGAACUCAGGAAGUGGCUUUCAAACUCUCGCACAAUAUAACCGUCAUCUCCGAUGGCCUGGCGGGCAUGAUGUACCUGGACUCCGCCUCCAACGUGGGCAGCGCCAUCAUGUACGCCGUCAACAACAUCCUGAUGAGCGGAACCAGCCGCCUGGCUCGCCGCAACGCCGAGAUCUCCUUCGUCUUCAUCACCGACGGCGUCACCAGCAACAAGAAUCUGGAGGAGGGCCUCAGCGCCAUGCGCAGGGCCGAGGGCGUGCCCACCGUCAUCGCCAUGGGCAGCGAUGUCGACCAGGAAGUGCUGACGAAGCUCGCGCUCGGAGACCAGACAGCCAUUUUCAGGGGACAGGAUUACAGCCACCUCUCCAGACGCAGCUUCAUUGACCGUUUCCUCCGGUGGAUCUGCUGAAAAUGGGGGGGAUCUUAAGCUCACACUAGUGGAGGGGGGUAAAUAGUUUUAUUGGUGUGUUACUGGAGUCAGCCUGGUCAUUAGGAUGCAACAAAAAGAAAAUUUGUGGCUAAACAAUAUGCUGAUCAAACACCUAAUACUGUUCGCCAAUGUUUUACACCAUUCUAUACAUUAAAAAGCCUUUUGUUUUAUGAAGAAAAACAUGAUUUUUAACUGAAAGUGUGGGUUUUUUUUUUAGAAUAAAUUGUGAAUCCAUACUUAAUACUUAGUUAAUACUUAAUUAAUAUUAGUUUGUCAUUUUGCUAAUAUUUCCCACGCUCUUGACUCUCUUGUAAUGAAAAAUAGAGGUAGCAACUUAGCCUAUGUUCACAUUACAAGUAGGGCUGCAACGAUUAGUCGAUAUAAUCGACAAUGUCGAUUAUUUAAGUUUGUCGACUACAAAUUUCAUUGUCGACUAAUCGUUCAUUUAUAACAGAUAUAACUCACAUUUAAUCACUAAAUGUUGUUAUCUUACACAUUUAAACAGCAGCCAUGGCUUUUAAAUCUCAUGUUCAGCCAUUUCUAUAGUUUCUAGAGAUGGAGGACAUGGCAGAAAUAAUCGUUGACUAAUCGACUAAUCUGAAAAAAUAAUCAUCAGAUUACCAAAAUACUACUAAAAUAAUCAUUAGUUGCAGCCCGAAUUACAAGCUACAUUAAAUAGCGUGGAGAAGUAAAGGGCGUGGAUCAGUCUCCCAAAAUUAAAUUAUGUUCAUGACUCAACUUUAACGCAGUAAAAGUCAAAAAAGUGUCAAAUCAAAGAACGAGGACGUUUUUGGAUUUAAAUUACAUGAAAAAAAGACUCACUUCAUAUGUUUUCAUAUAUUUUAAAGUUUGCUGAAUCACUCCCACACUAUAAUCACAGAAUUCAGUUCCACUAACCAGAGUCGCGUUUGUCUAAUAAGUGUAAACAAACACAUGUAGCUAAAAUCUAAAUCAGGAUAGAAUCCAGAUUCUGAUCACAUUAAGUGCUCAAGUGUAAACAGGGAAAGUGUGCUAUGUGAUCUGGUGAGUUGCAUCCUCAUCAGCAAGCUCACUCCAUAUAACACACCAGUGGACAUGGGAUAAGGGGGCAGGAUGCAGAAAAUAAAAGGUAAUAAUAAAAGAUAAAAACACCAAAGAUAAUUUACUGAAUGUUAAACUUUUUGAAAAAGUUUUUUUUUUAUUUCUAAAUGUUCUGUUUUUGAAGAAGGCUCUACCUGAAUCGUUUUGUAUUCACACCAAAGGUGCUAAACCAGAGCAAGACUGGAGUUUUUCCUGUAUAUCUUUGAAGAGGUUUUCAUGGGUUGUUGAAUUUCAGCUGAAAUCAUUCAAUAAAUAAAAUAAUUCAGGGUUAAAUGAACGAAGCCAUUUAGACUAAAGCACAUCGCAAGUAUUACAUAUCUCAGCUUCGGAUCUAGUUGCCUCAAUAUGUUGCACUAGACUGGGUUUCAGUUAGAAUAGUUUCAGGUCUGAAGGAUAAGAUACCAGCAGCACAGCUUGAAUAUAUGAACUGUAUUAUCAAAAACAUUCUCAGCUGAGGAUUUAACUCAUUACUUACUCUGCCCUGAAGCCAUGCUGAAAAUAUCGAACUGUGGGUCAAUUAUAACAGUAAAAACAGCAUUUCACAGGGUGUUCAUUUUUUAUUUUCCCAACAAAACCACUUGAAUCAUGUCGAGCUGCAAAUUCAUUAAGUACAAACAUCCAAUGCUGGACUUGAAGGGAGUAUUAAUAUAAUUAGGGAAACCAGUAAACUGUGCUGUGGAGUCUAGAGGCAAUCACACCAAACUGUGCCCGAGCAUGGUGCAUGGUUCCUGAUAAACAUGGUGGUGUUGUCGCAAAUUCAGCAAACCCCGCCAGGAAAAGCACCUCCUCUCAUGACUGAGAUAACUGUGACUUUUGUCUCGUAUUUCUAAGUUAAAUUAAAGCAGAUUAUCACCGCUUUUAUCAUUAACAAAGUGCAAGACAUGCUCCUGAGAGAGGGUGCUUUUCAUGGCGGGGGGGCUAAAAUUGGCAUAACACUGAGUAGCCCACUGAGCAGUGAGUAAUGACGUACUAAGAAAUGCACGCUACCCCGGCUGCAGCCUAUACUUUAGAAACCAGCCUCAGAUCAACCUGUAACUCAACUGUACUCCAAGUUUAAAUAUUCCGAUCAUAUUUUUAAAAUAUCUUUUCAGAUCUACUACAAGGGCCCAGUCAGACCACAGCUUUUCCUCCAGUCACAGGAAAUCUCUUUACCUGUAACUCUUGCUUUGACACAUGCUCGUGACAGGGAAUCAAAUGUUCGUAUUAAAUGAAGUAUUCAAAGUAUGUCCACAUACUUAUGUAUGAAGAGCAAAAUGACCACAACAGAUAAUGAUAAAAAAAUAAUGUUAAUUGUUUUUUUUUUUCGUCUUUUAAGAGCACUGUAAUCAGAUGUAGUCAGUAAAUUCUAGGCUGCCAUGAAGGUGAAAUGAGUAUUUUGACAUGCUGUAGGAUCUGAAGGAUGGACCUCAUUAUUGUUUUGUCAACUUCAGUGUUAGUACAAUAAAACAGGCUGUGGUAAACUACAAA
This is a messenger RNA of Astyanax mexicanus (Mexican tetra), 5626 nucleotides long. RefSeq names its product collagen, type VI, alpha 2 (gene col6a2). Bases 29 to 3058 code for a protein of 1009 amino acids. NCBI's taxonomy places the organism in Eukaryota, Metazoa, Chordata, Actinopteri, Characiformes, Acestrorhamphidae. The transcript has 28 exons. The record is from RefSeq and is a predicted model, not a curated record.